Haliotis rufescens (red abalone) is the source of this 2474-nucleotide messenger RNA. RefSeq lists its product as uncharacterized. Lineage: Eukaryota; Metazoa; Mollusca; Gastropoda; Lepetellida; Haliotidae. The coding region runs from base 1 to 555 and encodes 184 amino acids. The transcript is spliced from 5 exons. The record is from RefSeq and is a predicted model, not a curated record.
AUGUCGUCAGGCUUUCACAAAACUACUUAUAAGAGAAGUUCACAGCUGACGACGUUGGCAAAUCUUACAACUAUCAAGAUAACUCCUGCCCCGCGCAACGAUAAUCAAGCUUUCAGCGAUGCAGACAAUGAUGCAGAGGUCUCAGAAAACCCACUUUAUGUUACAUACCAAGUUGAACCUGUUGACAACAAAGUACACUUCAAUGACAAUGCACCCGAACACAUACUUGCUCUUGGCGGCGCUGUCGACGUUGGUGAUCUGAAUGACGUACGAGACAAAACACCCAAGCACCAGUCGGCUGUAGGUGGUGCUAUCAACGUUGAUGAUCUGUAUGCCGUCCCGGACAAGACACCCAAACACCAGCUAGCUGUGGGCGGUGCUGUCAACGAUGGUGACAAGUACGCCGUCCCGGACAAGACACCCAAACACCAGCCAGCUGAAGGCGGUGCUGUGAACAUUGGUGAUCUGUAUGCCGUACCGGAUAUGCCAAUGAAAACAAAGAACGGAACGUAUAGUACUUGGUCCGAAGCUGACAAUGAGUACAGUGAAAUCUAAAUAGAGGAAGAGACGUCAGCUAAUUCGGUCCUGUCAAUGUUCUAGGCGACACAACGCUUACGUUUGUUCGACAAACAAAUUCAAAUGGGACCCUGCUCCUCUGGGUGUUCUCCUUGUUGUGUACAGCUCUCGCUACUGUGUCUAGGUCUGCGUUGAACUUAAACAUUAUUUCAAUGUAAAUAGGGUAAGUUGAUAUAAAUGUACAGUAAACUACCUUUCUAACGAAAACGUUUUUAAAUAACGAACUAACGGAUAUAACUUAUUCUUUUUGGACCCCAGCCAGUUGCUGCAUAUAUUCUUAUAACGAAAUAUGGUUAUAACGAACUACAAUUAGAGGUCCUUUUGAGUUCGUCACAACCGUAGUGUACUGUACGUCAUACCUUUUGGAGUAAGCUGAUCAACAAUGUAAUCCAGAUGUACUAUCGAUUGUCAUGACCUCCAAGACUGAUGGCGGUUAGGAGAAUACUGAAAACGCUCAGUUUUGAUUUUGUCACAGCCGUCUCCUGAAGAUGAUAUUUUAAACGAUGGAAUACAAUAAUGUACAUGGCCGUCGACUUAUUUCAAUUGUUAUGCCAACACAAUGACAAUACGCAAAUGUAAGCAAUCCAUGCCUGAAAUAUGGUCAAUACAAGAACCUAUUUGAGCAGUUUGAAAAAACAACAUUAUCAUGUUGUUAUUGUGGAAUUGCCCAUUUAUAUUUCAAUAUCAUUGCUACUGUUUAAUGUCAAAUUAAAGAAGAUAACAGCUUUGUCAGUAAGGAGUUCAAAGUAAUCGCUCUUGUGUUAGUUUACAUCGUGAGCUGUUCAAAACCUUUAUGUUUAUGUCGUGUAUCUGUUUUAUAUUUGUCAUAUAUAUGAGAAAAUCAUGAGAUGCCUUUUUUUCAUAAUUAAGGUUGCUUCUUAAAGUGCAGUAGCAGAGAAAACAACACUAUCCCGUAUGUGUUAAGUAGUUUAACACUGUGGGUUCAUUCUGACACAUAUAUGUCUUAGGUUAUUAUCACAUUAUUCUGUUAGCAUCGUGAGCUGUCUAAAACCGUUAUGUUUAUACUGUCGUGUAACUGUUUUAUAUUUGUCAUACAUAUGACAAAAUCAUGAGAUGCCUUUUUUCAUAUGUAAGGUUGCUUCUUAAACUGAGAAAACAACACUAUCCUCUGUAUGUUUUAAGUAGUUUAACACUGUGGUUUUAUGUGGUUUUAAAUUGUUCAAACUUUAAUAUUUGUUUUGAUUGACACAUCUAUAUGUUUGAAGUUAUUAUCCCAUUACUCUGUUAGCAUCUAUACUUAUUUCAAAUGCAACAUAUAUUUAUGUCAUUGUUCCCACUAAACAUAUAUGACAUGCAUCAGUAAAGCUGGGAUUUUCAUCCAGAACUAACAUCACUUCAAUGCACCUGUCUCAAAAUCUUUGAAGACCAUUGCUAUGAUGUCACAAUCAAAUGACAUCACUAAUAAAUUUUAUCUGAUGUAUAUGCAUCUCUCGAUGUUUCCGACAUUAAUCUGCCGGUGUUGAUAUAUUUGAUAUCAACACAAACUGUUUAUAACAGGAUGUAAUACUAUUAUAGAAUUAAUUAGUGAGUGAGUGAGUUGGGUUUUAGGCCGCUUUAAAUAGAAUUCCAGUUAUAUCACGACGUGUCAGCUUAAUGUGAGAGGAAAGCUCGAAGUUCGAGUUCUUGACGGUUGACAGUUGCUGCAUGUGAUCUUCUGAUCUGGUCAGGGUGAUCCCAUAAAUGUUCGACGGAGUUGAUAUCAGGAGAAUUUCCCGGCCAGGGUAAAACGUGGAUGUUCGCGUUGUUCAGAAAGUUCUGUGUGAGCCUUACCGUAUGCGGUCUCGCAUUGUCUGAAGACAAUGCCACGUGUCUGUUGCUGAAUGAAUGGUUCCACAACGUGUCUCAUAGUGAGUGAGAGAGUUAGUGAGUUGGGUUUA